UUUACUCUUUCUUCUCUUCCAUUUUUAAUUUAUCAUUUUAGCAAUUACUAUUUAAAAUAUUAGAGUAAUUUUAGAACAAGUUUAGCCGCUUUAAACAACAGCAACAUUGCUAUCAAUAUUAUUUCUUUCGCUAUGCCUUGCUUCAGCCAGCUUCCAUUUGUCAUCCUCAACCGCAUUCUACGUGUAGCCAUUGACACCGGCGGACACAAUAUCAACGCGUGGGCAGACAGAUUGCCGCUGCUGGGCGUCUGCCGCGGGUGGAGAGAAGUGGCCACUGGCUUGGCCUAUUGUAAUGCCAUACUUGAUGGGUCUAGAAAACACAGUCUUGGUUUUGUUGAGCACUCGCACGACACUGCUGUCGAAGACAAGCUCGUUAAUACCAAUAUUGGGCUGCUCAAGGCUACUGGAAACACGCACCUGGUAAAAACUGUGACCAUCAAUAUUGAUCAUUUUGAAUAUUAUCGCUCCCUGAUCGCCGAAGCAAAUUCAAUAUUCUCGUUUGAAACGAGUGACUGGAGCAGAGUCAGCGCACUCAACAUCAGCGGCUACCAGUUCAAUAUCAAUAACGACAUUGGCAGCGAAUCUCAGUCUGAUAUUAUGGAUGAUGCCAAUGAAUUUGCUCGGCAAAUGGGAAAGUGCAUGCCAGGUGUGGAUAGUUUGGACAAUAUGACGUAUCAUGAUAAUGCCCCUAUAUUUGAUAUGACCGGUCUAUUGUCACAAAUGUAUUCGCGCAAUUUAAAGUAUUUUUGCAGCAAUCAACCAUUUACACUUGCCGAGUCAGCAGAGUCAGCGGAGUUUACCCAGCUCACAACGCUCAAUAUCAAUAUGAACCAUAUGCAGUACAUCCCACACGUGUGCUGCCAGAAGUUGCAGACGCUGGUGCUAAGAAAUGUCACUAGUGUGUUUUCUUGGAGCAAGCUGGCAAAUACCAAGCAGGCGGAAACCAUUGUGUUUUCCAGCCUGCGCAAAUUGGAGUUUGAAUUGUAUAAAAGUUUUGAUGUGCAAAGCAUUGGGAGUUCGAGUGAAUUGCAGUUCCCAGCUCUCCAGAAGCUGAGAGUCACAGUCUUGACAUUUGACAUGCUGGAAGAAUUUAUGGAUUUCAAGGUGUUAAAGUGCCCACAUGUUACACAGCUUUACAUUGACGUCAAUGAAUUUAAGGACCAUUUAGAUGAUGAUUUCAAUAUCCCAAUGCAGCGCAGCAAAAAUCUGGCAGCCAGUAUAAAGCAGCAUAUUCCCAAUGUGACUGAGUUAAGUAUAGGUCGUUAUUCUUGUAAUAGCAAGAUCCUAUUUUACGAUGAGUUGGUUAGCCUUUACAUUGACCAGCUUGUUCACGUCAACAUCUCUUUCCCAAUAACAUUCACUGCAACACAGUUUUCCUGCGAGCUCGUGCACUUGUCGCUGAAUCUCGAGUUGAAUACUUUGCAGAGCCUUCCAAACGUGCUUUUUGAAACACUGGAAUACUUGGACUUGAUCAAUGUACAUCCCACAUUUGCAUGGGAGAAAAUGCUAAAAAACGAUUCGACAGCUGAUGAUAUAUACUUUAAGCGCUUGAGAUACUUGAACAUCAAAUACAGCGAGAGUAUUGAGAACGAGGGGGAUAUGAAAGCGAGUACAUUGCUUUGGAAUGCCAGCAAUUUAUAAGCAGCCAGAAGGAGCAGCAGAAAAAACAGAGUACACUCAAUGCUUUGUGCCCCAGACUGGAGAAUCUGUGGAUUAGUAAUGCCACGAUCCCCAGACUCCAAAAAAUAAUGAGAUGCGGCUCUGGCCAGUGGCCUUGUGUCAGGAGUGUAGACAUAUGGUUCCAGAAAUACGAC
Molecule: messenger RNA, 1814 nt
Organism: Kickxella alabastrina
Lineage: Eukaryota; Fungi; Kickxellomycota; Kickxellomycetes; Kickxellales; Kickxellaceae
Exons: 2
Coding region: 133-1641 (502 amino acids)
Source: RefSeq, a predicted model, not a curated record